CAUUACGGUGCUACCCAUAAUCAGAUUCAACAUGAAGGUCCUCGUCUUCGUCGCUAUUGCCUGCCUGCUGUCUGGAGCCAACGCUUCUGGCUUUGUCGAUACCCUCAAGGGUGUUGCAAGCAGCGUCGGUGACGUCUUCACCAACCUAUUCAAAGAUUUGAAGGCCCCACUGCAGACCGUUGCUGGCACACUCGUGGACAACCUGAAGACUGCGGGAACACAACUGUUGGCCACUGGAGCUCAGAGUCUCCUGGGAUCCCUGUCUCACGUUGGUGCCCCCGCCACCAGAGAUACCGAUCUCCUGAGUGGAGUCACCAAGUUCGUCCAGGAGGGAAAGUCUGUGGUCGCCAAGCUGUCCGAGACCCUCGGCUCCCUGUACCACUCCGCCAUGACCUCCCUCACCGACAUCGCACAGAGAAUCUCCAGCAUGGACUUCCUCAAGGAGCCCCUCGACAAGAUCCUCUCUGAGAUCAAGAGCGUUGUUGACCUCCACAGCCUCUUCCAGAACUCCCUUGUGGAGACCCUGAUCAAGAACCCAGGACAGUUCCUUAUCAAGGCUGCCGAAGGUCUCAUCAGCAAAGUUAGCCACAAGAGAUCCGCCCUCACCGACACCCUGUCCUCUGUCGGACAGCAGUUCGCCUCCCUCUUCAAGCCAGUUGUUGAUGCCGUCAAAGAGCACGUCGCCACCCUCGGCUCUACCCUGUCCUCCACCGCCACUGCUUUGUUCGGAGCUGUCAAGCCUACCCUUGACCAACUGAGCACACAACUCUCCGGACAUGUCCAGGCCCUGAAGGACAGCGCCGCCGAGCUGCUCGGACACGGACAGAAUGCCCUGAAGGCUCUCUCCGCUGCUGCUGGCGACAUCAUGGGACAAACCUUGACCAACAUGAAGCCCUCCCUGCAGAAGAUCCUCGACACCGGCAAGGAUGCCGUCCAGACUGUUGCCCACACCCUCAACUCCAACUAAAUAGUUCCCCUGUACAAUUCAAACCAAAUUAAACAACAAAGAACAAAA
Molecule: messenger RNA, 1015 nt
Organism: Haliotis rufescens (red abalone)
Lineage: Eukaryota; Metazoa; Mollusca; Gastropoda; Lepetellida; Haliotidae
Exons: 7
Coding region: 32-967 (311 amino acids)
Source: RefSeq, a predicted model, not a curated record